AUGUCUCGCCCAGGUUCUACCGUGCCGGCGAGGCCUUUGACUCUCACCGAAGAGCUCGAGAAGCUCGAGCAAUCCAUCACUCUUACCCUUCAAGAAAUCGACCACAACUUUAGCAGAGCGCACCGCAUUGUUACCGGCAGCAUCUUGCCUCUUGUAGAACAGUAUGGCGAACACUCUCGGAAUGUGUGGGAGGCGACCAAGUUCUGGAAACAAUUCUUCGAGGCCUCUGCCAACGUCUCGCUGUCUGGAUAUGAAGAGCUGGCCAACAACGAGCCCGAGGAGAGCACCGAGAUCGAACAGACAGUAGACGAAAGUACUGCCCAGUACAGCACUCCCCGUAACCAGCAACAACACCACAACGAAGGCGUCAGCCAUAUGGAGGCGAAUCAAUCCUCGGUAGUGUACCCCAGCGGCAGCCGACAACAACAGCAACAGCAGCAGCAGCAGCACCAGCAGCACCAGCAAGACGAAUCAAUGUUUGACAACAGCGACGAAGACGUCUCGGGCAGCACCCCCCGCCCUACCAUAGGGAAAACCAUACCCUCCCGCUCCCAAAUGGCGACGCUCUCCUCCCCCUACGAGAACCUCAGGCGGGACUAUUCGCAAAAACCCAACACGCCAGGCUACGAGCCCACCCCAAAGCAAGAAGAAGAAGACAACACCUCCCUCCUCAUCCAAGAAUUCACUACCCGCCUCCCAGACAUGUCCAUGCACCCCCGUCACUCCCCUCCCGAGCAAUCCCACACGGCAACACAAUUCCUCGAUUCCGACGACGAUUUGGCGUUCUUGAAACCAGGCAACAAGAAAAAUACCGACCCGGUCCUCCACCAUUUGAAGGACAAAAACUUCCGCGUCAUGGCCACCCCUCACAAAGGCCACACGGGAGUUACGCCUCUCAAAUGGAAAAUAACCUCCAACCAACCCCUCUUCACCACCCCCGGCAAAGGCAAGUCCGGUGCUGAUCCAACAAUCACCUCCCGCCCUAUCUGGGCCGAUUCUCCGGGCGACAGCCCAGAGAUUGCGCUGCCACAACUGCGCUCAGCGGCGUUUAUGUCGCCUACCAAGGCGGCGUAUCGGUCUGCGGCGCUUAAACAGAGUGUUAACGCCCCUAGGACGCCAGGGGUGAGCGUGCAGACACCGGCGGCAAAGGGGGGGAAGACGAGGGAUGUGUACAAUGAGGAUAAGUAUGCGAACGCGACGGGGGAUGAGCUAGGGUGGAGCGAGGAUGAUGAUGAGGAUGAACGGGAGCUGAGCGAGAUGGGGAUGAGCCCGCCGAAGACGAUUCAGUUUGCGCUGCCGCCUGGGAGGUUGAUGCAGACGCCUGCGAGGGAGGCGAGCAGGAGGAUUGUGGAGGGGUUGCUGAUGAGGGCUGGAGAGGGGGAUAUGACGUUGGAUUUUACGGGGGUUGUGCCUGGUUUUGGGGGAGAGCAACAAGAACAACAAGGGGGGAAUGGGGGGCAGAGGGGGAUGGAGUAUAGUCCUACGUUGGUGAAGAUGAGUUUGGAGAUGCAGGAUGAUACUUUUUAGGGUGUAAAGGGGGGGGGGGGUGGGGGCGGGUGGCAGGUGUUCAUACAGCGGAGGGUCGAGAUGGGGGGUAAAAUAAGGGUCUGGAUGUGGGAUAUGGUAUGUGGUAUGUGGUAUGUGGGUGUAUAUACGUCGUGUUUUGCUGUAUGAAAAAACUGAAGAGUGUAUGUUGAGCCCAAUUCUGUGCAUCUAUGCUCCUCUUUUGUUUCCCUUGCCAUUACCCUACCCAUCCUUCUCAUGGUUGGUGUAUCCCACCUCCUGUCCAGCUAACCACCUCCCCUUUAGUCAGAGGCAGCUAGCAGAUUGACCCUAAACCUUCGAUUAUCCUCACCGUUAAGGGAGUCAAAACCCCAUGUUGAUCUGGUUCUUCAUCACUUGGCUUUUGCUUGCUGGCUUCCCGCCUGAUGAGGAGCUCUUGGAGGACUUGGCUUGGGACUUGAGAUAGGAGAUGUCGGUGGUUGUGCUGGCUAUGGAGGCUGUGUCAUCGAAGGAGGAGGACUGUUGUGACUGGGACUGCUGCUGCUUGGCUUGAGUGUGGGCGGCUUUUUGGUCGGCCAUGAUUUGGGUGGCG
Podospora bellae-mahoneyi is the source of this 2095-nucleotide messenger RNA. RefSeq names its product DASH complex subunit ask1 (gene ASK1). The record is from RefSeq and is a predicted model, not a curated record. The coding region runs from base 1 to 1527 and encodes 508 amino acids. Gene Ontology annotation, biological process: attachment of spindle microtubules to kinetochore. Gene Ontology annotation, cellular component: mitotic spindle; mitotic spindle pole body; DASH complex. The transcript has 2 exons. NCBI's taxonomy places the organism in Eukaryota, Fungi, Ascomycota, Sordariomycetes, Sordariales, Podosporaceae.